Molecule: messenger RNA, 464 nt
Organism: Penaeus vannamei (Pacific white shrimp)
Lineage: Eukaryota; Metazoa; Arthropoda; Malacostraca; Decapoda; Penaeidae
Source: RefSeq, a predicted model, not a curated record
AUCCCGGAGCGAACCCGCCAGCAGUACCAAGACAACAUGACGUGGAUCCGCGAGGCCGGGCGCCACCAGAUGGUCGUGGGAAGCCAGGCCAGGAUUCUUUACUCGGACCAAGUCGGACGCGUCAGGCUGGCUCAGGCCUUCAACGAAGCCGUCAGGACGCAUAGACUGAAGGGUCCUGUGGUAAUUAGCAGAGAUCACCAUGACGUCAGUGGCACCGACUCGCCGUUCAGGGAGACGUCGAACGUGUAUGACGGGUCCGCUUUCUGUGCAGACAUGGCGGUCCAGAACUUCAUCGGCGACGCCUUCCGCGGCGCGACGUGGGUGGCGCUGCACAACGGCGGGGGCGUCGGCUGGGGCGAAGUGGUGAACGGAGGCUUCGGGCUUGUGCUUGACGGGACGGAGGACGCCCACUACAAGGCCACACUCACGCUCAACUGGGACGUGUCCAACGGCGUGGCCAGGAG